UGAUUAUUUUAGUCCAAUUAAAACACAUCACCACCCACAACUGUUUGUUUGCAGCACAACCGGUGAGCCCUUGUAUUCUACUUGUUCACAUUCCAAAUAUCACAUCAUCGGAUCUUCGCGUCCCUAUAAAUUCCCGAGCUCAUUAAAUUCUUAUCCUUAUAAUAAAUAAAGCAAAAGAGUUAAGGUUGCUGUGCAUAUAAAAAUGGCAUCCUUAUGGUUGAAUAAAUUAAUAUCAGCAUAUUUUUGUUGCUUGUUUGUAUGCUUUGUUGCGAGUAGAGCUCAAACCACACCGGCUAUGUACGUGUUUGGCGACUCACUGGUGGAUGCUGGGAACAACAAUUACUUGCCACUUUCCCUAAUCAAAGCCAAUUUCCCAUACAACGGCGUCGACUACGCCGCUAACAAGCCCACCGGCAGAUUCUCCAAUGGCAAAAAUGCUGCCGACUUUCUAGCUGAACAAUUGGGUUUGUCAACACCGCCGCCGUAUCUAUCACAGCCUAAUAAUGCGUUUCUUAAAGGCGUAAGCUUUGCUUCCGGUGGAGCCGGAAUCUUAAACGCCACUGAUCAAAAAACCACGAUCUCUCUGCCUCAACAAGUGGGAUACUUCUCCACCGUGCAACGAAGACUGGUGAAAGAUAUGGGGACGAAGCCAGCGCAGGAGCACUUAUCAAAAUCAUUGUUUCCCUUCGUGAUUGGUAGCAACGAUAUCAUAAAUUACUUCCAAACAAACUCCGAAAUGGCGAAGAAAUACACCCCUCAACAAUUCGUUACUCUCAUGGUCUCCAACCUCAAAGAAGUGCUCAUGGGUGUUCAUGGUCUUGGAGCACGCAAAUUGUUGUUGGUGGGGCUAACACCAAUAGGAUGCGCUCCCAAACAAAGAUAUUCAAGUAACACUAAUGAAUGCAAUGAGGAAGUAAACAAAUGGUCCAACAAGUAUAACUCAGAGCUGAGGCAGAUGCUGCCUCAACUGCAGUCGGAGCUCAAAGAUUUCCACUACUCUUAUUUUGAUGUGCAUACCAUCUUCGUCGACUUCAUCCAGAAUCCAACAACUUAUGGUUUCAAUGAGACAAAAAGUGCCUGCUGCGGACUGGGGAAACUGAGGGCCGAUCUUCCUUGCACGCCUCUCGCUGUAUAUUGUCCGAGAAGAAAUUCACAUGUUUUCUGGGAUGUAUACCACCCUACGGAGGCGGCUGCGCGUAUUUUCAUUGCUAAACUUUUCGAUGCCGCAGGAGAUUAUGUAUCCCCCAUCACUGUUAACCACCUACUUACUCUCUAGAACAUAUUCUAUAUAUAAUCUAUUGAUACCGUUUCCACA
Salvia miltiorrhiza (redroot sage) is the source of this 1315-nucleotide messenger RNA. RefSeq names its product GDSL esterase/lipase At5g55050-like. The coding region runs from base 203 to 1276 and encodes 357 amino acids. The transcript has 5 exons. Lineage: Eukaryota; Viridiplantae; Streptophyta; Magnoliopsida; Lamiales; Lamiaceae. Gene Ontology annotation, molecular function: lipase activity. The record is from RefSeq and is a predicted model, not a curated record. Gene Ontology annotation, biological process: lipid metabolic process.